UCUCUUUUAAAAGUCACUUUUCCUCUAUAAAGCAUGUGGGCGUUCAAGGUCAUCAGUGAAAAAUGAAUGUGAUUUUCGAUUAAAGAGAGAGCAGAGAGGCUGUUGGGAGUUUGGUGACGUGAACAGAAACUGUUGCCUUCGAGAUUUUCACAGCAGCAAUCAGCAGCUCGCACUUACCCUGCGCUACGAUGCCGCUAUUGAGAGAUCAGAAAAAAGAUGACAUCAAUGCUGUUUAUGAGCUGAAAGAGAAACUGGGAGAGGGCUCGUUCUCUGAGGUUCGAAUGGCUCAGCACAGAUGCACUCAGAAGGUAGUGGCUGUCAAGUGCAUCCGCAAGAGAGCGCUAAAGGGAAAAGAAUCCAUGCUGGAGAAUGAGAUUGCAGUAUUACGCAGAAUAAAUCAUGAAAAUAUUGUGUCUUUGGAGGAAACCUUUGAGACUCCUACUAAACUGUAUUUG
Molecule: messenger RNA, 455 nt
Organism: Sinocyclocheilus rhinocerous
Lineage: Eukaryota; Metazoa; Chordata; Actinopteri; Cypriniformes; Cyprinidae
Product: calcium/calmodulin-dependent protein kinase type 1B-like
Exons: 4
Biological process (GO): protein phosphorylation
Molecular function (GO): ATP binding; protein kinase activity
Source: RefSeq, a predicted model, not a curated record